AUGAAGGGAGCUCUGCAGGACAGUUUCCUCACGGCGAGACACUGUAGACAGACCCUGACAUCUGAAGGUUCUGACAACCUGUCUACACAGCCACCUGAAGGUUCUGACAACCUGUCUACACAGACACCUGAAGGUUCUGACAACCUGUCUACACAGACACCUAAAGGUUCUGACAACCUAUCUACACAGACACCUAAAGGUUCUGACAAUGUGUCUACACAGACACCUGAAGGUUCUGACAACCUGCCUACACAGACACCUAAAGGUUCUGACAACCUGUCUACACAGCGACCUGAAGGUUCUGACAACCUGUUUACACAGACACCUGAGGGUUCUGGUCUGUCUACACAUACACCUAAAGGUACUGACAACCUGUCUACACGGACACCUGAGGGUUCUGGCCUGUCAACACAGACACCUGAAGGUUCCGACAACCUGUCUACACAGCCACCUGAAGGUUCUGACAACCUGUCUACACAGACACCUAAAGGUUCUGACAAUCUGUCUACACAGACGCCUGAGGGUUCUGGCCUGUCAACACAGACACCUGAAGGUUCUGACAACCUGUCUACACAGACACCUAAAGGUUCUGACAAUCUGUCUACACAGACGCCUGAGGGUUCUGGCCUGUCAACACAGACACCUGAAGGUUCUGACAAUCUGUCUACACAGACGCCUGAGGGUUCUGGCCUGUCAACACAGACACCUGAAGGUUCUGACAACCUGUCUACACAGACACCUAAAGGUUCUGACAACCUGUCUACACAGACACCUAAAGGUUCUAAAAUCUGUCUACACAGACAUCUGAAGGUUCUGACAACCUGUCUACACAGACACCUGAAGGUUCUGACAACCUGUCUACACAGACACCUGAAGGUGCUGACAACCUGUCUACACAGACACCUGACGGUUCUGACAACCUGUCUUCACAGACACCUGAAGGUUCUAACAACCUGUCUACACAGCCACCUGAAGGUUCUGACAACCUGUCUACACAGAUACCUGAAGGUUCUGACAACCCUUCGACACAGACACCUGCAGGUUCUGACAAUCUGUCUGCACAAACACCUGAAGCCACCUGAAGGUUCUGACAACCUGUCUACACAGAUACCUGAAGGUUCUGACAACCCUUCGACACAGACACCUGAAGGUUCUGACAAUCUGUCUACACAGCCACCUGGCGGUUCUGACAAUCUGUCUACACAGACACCUGAAGGUUCUGACAACCUGUCUACACAGCCACCUGAAGGUUCUGACAACCUGUCUACACAGCCACCUGAAGGUUUUGACAACCUGUCUACACAGACACCUGACGGUUCUGACAACCUGUCUACACAGCCACCUGAGGGUUCUGACAACCUGUCUACACAGCCACCUGAGGGUUCUGACAACCUGUCUACACAGCCACCUGACGGUUCUGACAACCUGUCUACACAGCCACCUGAAGGUUCUGACAACCUGUCUACACAGCCACCUGAAGGUUCUGACAACCUGUCUACACAGCCACCUGACGGUUCUGACAGCCUGUCUACACAGCCACCUGAAGGUUUUGACAACCUGUCUACACAGCCACCUGAAGGUUCUGACAACCUACACCUGAAGGUGCUGACAACCUGUCUACAUAGACACCUGGCGGUUCUGACAACCUGUCUGCACAGCCACCUGAAGGUUCUGACAACCUGUAUACAGACACCUAAAGGUUCUGACAACCUGUCUACACAGACCCCCGAAGGUUCUGACAACCUGUCUACACAGACAACUGAAGGUUCAGACAACCUGUCUUCACAGACACCUGAAGGUUCUGACAACCUGUCUACACAGCCACCUGAAGGUUCUGACAACCUGUCUACACAGCCACCUGACGGUUCAGACAACCUGUCUACACAGCCACCUGAAGGUUUUGACAACCUGUCUACACAGCCACCUGACGGUUCUGACAACCUGUCUACACAGCCACCUGACGGUUCUGACAACCUGUCUUCACAGACACCUGAGGGUUCUGGUCUGUCUACACAUACACCUAAAGGUUCUGACAACCUGUCUACACGGACACCUGAGGGUUCUGGCCUGUCAACACAGCCACCUGAAGGUUCUGACAACCUGUCUACACAGCCACCUGAAGGUUUUGACAACCUGUCUACACAGACACCUGACGGUUCUGACAAUCUGUCUACACAGCCACCUGAGGGUUCUGACAACCUGUCUACACAGCCACCUGACGGUUCUGACAACCUGUCUACACAGCCACCUGACGGUUCUGACAACCUGUCUACACAGCCACCUGAAGGUUCUGACAACCUGUCUACACAGCCACCUGAAGGUUCUGACAACCUGUCUACACAGCCACCUGAAGGUUCUGACAACCUUUUUACACAGCCACCUGAAGGUUCUGACAACCUGUCUACACAGAUACCUGAAGGUUCUGAUAACCCUUCGACACAGACACCUGAAGGUUCUGACAAUCUGUCUACACAGCCACCUGGCGGUUCUGACAAUCUGUCUACACAGACACCUGAAGGUUCUGACAACCUGUCUACACAGCCACCUGAAGGUUCUGACAACCUGUCUACACAGCCACCUGAAGGUUUUGACAACCUGUCUACACAGACACCUGACGGUUCUGACAACCUGUCUACACAGCCACCUGAGGGUUCUGACAACCUGUCUACACAGCCACCUGACGGUUCUGACAACCUGUCUACACAGCCACCUGACGGUUCUGACAACCUGUCUACACAGCCACCUGAAGGUUCUGACAACCUGUCUACACAGCCACCUGACGGUUCUGACAGCCUGUCUACACAGCCACCUGAAGGUUUUGACAACCUGUCUACACAGCCACCUGAAGGUUCUGACAACCUGUCUACACAGCCACCUGACGGUUCUGACAACCUGUCUACACAGACACCUGACGGUUCUGACAACCUGUCUACACAGACACCUGAAGGUUCUCUACACAGCCACCUGAGGGUUCUGACAGCCUGUCUACACAGCCAUCUGAAGGUUCUGACAACCUGUCUACACAGCCACCUGAAGGUGCUGACAACCUGUCUACACAGCCACCUGACGGUUUUGACAACCUGUCUACACAGCCACCUGACGGUUCUGACAGCCUGUCUACACAGACACCUGAAGGUUCUGACAACCUGUCUACAUAGACACCUAAAGGUUCUGACAAUCUGUCUACACAGACACCUGACGGUUCUGAAAACCUGUAUACACAGCCACCUGAAGGUUCUGACAACCUGUCUUCACAGACACCUUAAGGUUCUGACAACCCUUCGACACAGCCACCUGAAGGUUCUGACAACCCUUCGACACAGCCACCUGAAGGUUCUGACAACCUGUCUACACAGCCACCUGAAGGUUCUGACAACCUAUCUUCACAGACACCUAAAGGUUCUGACAACCUGUCUACACAGCCACCUGAAGGUUCUGACAACCUGUCUACAGACACCUAAAGGUUCUGACAAUCUGUCUACACAGCCACCUAAAGGUUCUGACAACCUGUCUACACAGCCACCUGACGGUUCUGACAACCUGUCUACACAGCCACCUGACGGUUCUGACAACCUGUCUACAGACACCUAA
Molecule: messenger RNA, 3591 nt
Organism: Haliotis rufescens (red abalone)
Lineage: Eukaryota; Metazoa; Mollusca; Gastropoda; Lepetellida; Haliotidae
Product: cell wall protein RBR3-like
Exons: 7
Coding region: 1-3591 (1196 amino acids)
Source: RefSeq, a predicted model, not a curated record